Messenger RNA from Pneumocystis carinii B80, 1597 nucleotides. RefSeq lists its product as hypothetical. The record is from RefSeq and is a predicted model, not a curated record. Lineage: Eukaryota; Fungi; Ascomycota; Pneumocystomycetes; Pneumocystales; Pneumocystaceae. Bases 41 to 1573 code for a protein of 510 amino acids. Gene Ontology annotation, molecular function: protein binding. The transcript has 4 exons.
GUUAUAUUAAUUUUAUACAAAAUUACGGAGGGAUAAAACAAUGACUUUACAUGAUAAUAGAGCUCCUGUUUUAGAGGAAAUAGAAAAAUACGAAUCUGCUCUGAAAGAUUCUUGUAUGAUGAUUCGCUCAUAUCCUUAUAAUGUAGAUGGAUACUUGCGUGCAGGAAAAAUAUUGCGAUUGAUGAAUAAACAUAUUAAAGCUAUAUAUAUAUAUAAACUUGGAAUGAAGCGUUUGUCUCAUGAUUUUAAAAAAAAAAAAUUAUUACAGAGACUGUUUCUUUCUACAUUGAAAAAUAUUAAAAAAAAUAAGUCAUUGGUUCUGCAGAUUGAUAUUUUUCGAAAAUUUCCAGUGGAAAUUAUUCUAAAAAUAUUUUAUUAUUUAUCCUUUAAAACUAUUAGUUUAUGUUUAGGAGUUUCAAAAAAAUGGAGACAAAUGAUUCUAUCUUUGGAUUAUUUAUUUUAUGAUUUAGAUUUUUCAUUCGCAAAAAAGACAGUUUCAUCAAAAAUAAUUUUAAUGAAUAUUAAAAGGAGUCAUAAUCUUGUUCAUAAAAUAGUAUUAAAUCAUAAAUGCAUUAUUAAUAAUUCAGUGAUUUCAUAUAUGUCUAAAUUCUGUGAAAAACUAACACAUUUGACUUUAACUAAAGGUUUUGAUACUAAUUUGUUUUUAUGUUCUUUUACAGCAUUUUCGUCGCUUUUAUCAUUAGUAUUUAUUUGUGAAAUUGAGCUUUCUUUUAUUGCACAGGUAAUCUCUAAUGCUCCAGAUAGUCUUCAAAAAAUUGAAGCGAGGAAACUUUUAGUUAAUUCUAUUCCACGUUGGGGUCAAAAAAUAACAUGCAUUAAAAUAAUAAAAUUAAUUCGAGUUGAUAUUUCUUUUUGCAAUAAUAAUCUUCGUGUUUUUGAUAUCAAUGAUAUGUUAAAAAUAAUUCCAAAGGUUACACAAAUUUUUCUUAAUAAUUGGAUAGAAAUUUUGGUACUAGAUUCAUAUGGGUUUUCUCAUUUGGAUAAAUUGAAUGUUUUGGAUCUAUCUGGAUCUAGGCUUUCUCGUAUACCUUUAAUGCCUAAAUGUUUACUUAAUUUAAAUCUUUCAUAUUUACUUGAAACAGAUUUAUCACUUUCUUCUCCUUUGAAUUUUGAAUGUCUUAAGUCUUUAAAUUUGUCAUAUUCUCCUAGAUUGUAUUCUGAUACGGUAAUCACAUUAAUAGGUUAUUCUGGUUCUAGUUUAAAAGAAUUAUUUUUGGAUUACUGUCCAUUGAUUGAUAGACAUUGUAUAAUUAAUGUUGUAUCGUCAUCUAGAUUUAUCGAUAAGUUAUCAUUGAGUGGUAAUUCGUGGCUUGAUGAUUCACUUUUAGCAAUUAUUACUAGAGAAUUAAAAGCAUUGAAAUAUAUUGAUUUAUCCAAUUGUUUACAUAUUUCGGGUUCUAGUAUUAUUGAAUUAGUAAAAACACAUUUGUCUUCAAUUGUUCAUAUAGGAUUAAAUGGGUGUUAUAAUGUUUCUUUAGAUGCCGUAACAUGGAUACGGCAAUUGGGUAUUAAUAUUGAUUAUAGGUUUGAAAACAAUUAUGCUAUUAAAUAAUUAUUAUUUAUAUUAUUAUUAAAU